This is a messenger RNA of Cyprinus carpio (common carp), 2700 nucleotides long. RefSeq names its product cytoskeleton-associated protein 2. The record is from RefSeq and is a predicted model, not a curated record. The transcript is spliced from 7 exons. Gene Ontology annotation, cellular component: microtubule cytoskeleton. Bases 203 to 2044 code for a protein of 613 amino acids. NCBI's taxonomy places the organism in Eukaryota, Metazoa, Chordata, Actinopteri, Cypriniformes, Cyprinidae. Gene Ontology annotation, biological process: negative regulation of microtubule depolymerization.
CACAAACGGUCUUCGCCAAUCCGACGGCUCGCCGCGCUGCACUCAAAUCAGUUUGAAACAGCGUGCGCUGUGUUUGAAUGUGAGGACAGUUGUUCUUCAAAUUCAGUUAUUAAACUGAAAUAUUAUACUUGUCUUACCUGACUGGUUGAAGAAGCAGUAGCUAACGAGAAAAUCAUCAUCUUUGAAGAGCUGUCCUUUAUAGAUGCACAGAAUGGAGUCAGUGGUGAGAAAGAGCAACAAGGAAAACACUAAACCAGUAUAUGGCCCAAAAAAACAAGUCACCAGCAGUAUUAUAUCAAAACAAAAAGUGAUUUGUAGAUCUGCACCCCUUCAGUCAAAGAAUGACCUUAAGGAGGAUGACUCUGGAACAAGAGAGAAGGAAAAGGAUCUUAGACCGAAGCCCAAAAUUAAUGCUGAUCCUACUAAGCGUAACACACUAAGCCAGGCCUUCCGUACUGAGCAGACUGUAAGACACAGGAAGCUUGUAGAAGAAGUUCAAAAACCACCCUCUACUGUCUCUGUCAUCCAGAAGUCCAAACCUGGUACGUAUAAGGGUCGUGUAGUUCAGUCUAAAAUCGACUGUUUCAGAAAACCCAGUGCUGAUGUGAAGACCACAGAAAAGAAGGUGAUUUCAAAGCCAGAUGUGACCAGACCAAAACCUGAACUGCCCAAAGUUCGGUCCACGUCUGUUACUUCCCUGCCAGUGUCCACUAAACCCAGAGUAAACUCUGCUUCAUCAUCUAGACCGAAAUCUGUCUCUGAUAUCCAGCUUAAUGCCACUGAAAAACCAAUCCAGAAGUCUGUUUCCCAUAAACGCAUACCGCAAAAGGUCCAAGGCACUGUCUCCCAAGCAGGUGCUUGUGCUCUUCCCAGGUCAGCCCCUCUAGCUACAGGGCGACUGGCCAUCAGCAAACCCAUCGCUUCGAAGAAGAAAGAGAUGACGGUGCAGGUGGAGAAACCCAAAACAUCCACCACUGAACAGAGAGUCUGCAGGCCUGUCACAAGUACAAUCAGCCAGUACAAAAUACAAAUAGAGACCGCCGAAGAGAGAAGAGCAAAGCUAGCAGAGUGGCUGGCAUCUAAGGGAAAGAAUCUGAAAAGGCCUCCGAUCUCUGAAAAGUCGGCAACAUUUUCAAGAAAACCAAAACCAGCUCCGCAGCCUAAAACUGGACCCAAAGCCGCAACUGGUGCCCAGUCUGAGCCUGUCGCCCAGACUGAGGCUGUAAAACCAACCGCUGCAUUGAAGACUGACAACCAAACGAAUGAUAUCGAAGUCCCUGAUAAUAAAACAGUGUGUUCUAGGAGGUCAAGUAAUAUCAUGAAUACCACACUAGACUUGCUGGACAACAGUGAUAUGGAUUUGCCAGUUGACCCAGAGAUAAGGAUGGAGUCGUUGGUGUUGAACUUGUGUGAUAAAUUGGAGGCAAUGGAGACGCCCUCAUCAUGUGAAGAUGGUGAGUCCCAUCAUAAAUCUGACAUGGUGGCAGAGAAAAUGGAAGUGAAGGAUAUGGAUGAAGUGUUUGAAAUUCUGAAAGAGGAGGAACUGGCAGAUGAGGAAGACUCUGAAAGUGACCUUACAGAAGACACUAAGAAACCUUUUAUAAAGAAUGAGGAUGAUGAUCAGGAACCUAAGGAGAAGAAGCCAUUUGCGAGUGAAGAUGAUGACAGUGAUGAGGAGAGGAAUAGCGCCACUCCAGAGCUGGCAGGGGCUUCCAUUGUAAAAUACAAUGUGAAAACCACUCCAUAUCUUCAAAGUGUAAAAAAGAUAAUCGAUUGCGAAACGGCACCAGGCAGUGGCUCGCGACGCAAAAGCACCAUCAAAGACCUCAAGUUUCUGACUCCUGUUCGACGAUCAACACGAAUCCAGCGCAAGUCCUCUCGUCUGCCAGGUAUGCUGAACGACCACGAUACUUGCGUCUCGUCAUUGGCUGAGCUGGUGCAGAUGGAAGAUGCAGAUGCAAAUGCUUACAUCUACAGAAAAAACCCAGCACUACUAGAAGAUCUGCCUGAUCGGUCUGAAGACUUUGCAAGAGUAUGCAGUUAAGCAGUAUAAAUUGAUGUCACUUUUAAAUCGGACAUUUAUAAGCAUUUGUAAUGCCUACAUUUUAAGCAUUCUAUGUGACACUAUUAAAAAUAGUUUGUUUUACUAUAUAAGUGUUUGUUGCAUUUGGACUGCUAAAUAAUCUCUUAACUGUAAUGGCUUAACAGCUAAUGGAUAAUAAUUUGAUUUAUAGGCACUAUUAUAAAAAGUUAUCUUCUGUGCUAACAAGGCUCGUGUGUGUGUAUAUAUAUAUUUGAAGAGCUUUUUCGUUUUUUUGUAAGAUUUUAACAUAACACUGCUUUGUUCAUUUUGUGAACCUGGAAGUUAAGGUGAAAAAUAUUGACAUGGAUGUAAAAAGGAUUUUGGUUGUUGAUUUGUUUUGAAAAAUUAACAAACCAAUGAAUGUGUUGCCUUUCUCUCACUGUAAUUUUCUGUUGCUACUGUUCAGCCGUUCAGUUUCUUUUAAAUGUGUAAUUUUCUGCACCUACAGUAAAGUCUUUUAAUUAACUAGACUUAUUUUCUACAAAGGAUUUCAUUAAUCCCUUACUAGUGACCAUGUCUUUUUAAAGGCAAGAUGAGCAUUUACUGUAUUUUAACCAUAAUUGUGAUCACUGAGCUAGAGACUGUAUGACAUCUUAAUAAAGCAUCUAUCAGUACAA